UCCUCUUUUACUCCCUGUGUUCAACAUGGCAGUCGGCAAAAAUAAGAGGCUGACCAAAGGUGGCAAAAAAGGUGCCAAAAAGAAGAUUGUGGAUCCUUUCUCCAAGAAGGACUGGUAUGAUGUCAAGGCACCAGCCAUGUUCAACAUCCGCAACCUGGGCAAGACCUUGGUCACCAGGACUCAGGGAACCAGAAUUGCCUCUGAUGGUCUGAAGGGACGUGUGUUCGAGGUCAGUCUGGCUGAUCUGCAGAACGACGAGGUGGCCUUCCGCAAAUUUAAGCUGGUCACAGAAGACGUGCAGGGCAAGAACUGCCUCACCAACUUCCACGGCAUGGACCUCACUCGUGACAAGAUGUGCUCCAUGGUCAAGAAGUGGCAGACAAUGAUUGAGGCCCAUGUUGACGUAAAGACCACUGAUGGAUAUCUCCUCCGCCUGUUCUGCGUGGGCUUCACCAAGAAGCGCACCAACCAGAUCAGAAAAACCUCCUAUGCACAGCACCAGCAGGUCCGUCAGAUCCGCAAGAAGAUGAUGGAAAUCAUGACCCGUGAGGUCCAGACCAACGACCUCAAGGAGGUGGUCAACAAGCUGAUUCCUGACAGUGUUGGCAAGGACAUUGAAAAGGCCUGCCAAUCCAUCUAUCCUCUACAUGACGUCUACGUCAGGAAGGUUAAGAUGCUGAAAAAGCCCAAAUUUGAGCUUGGUAAGCUGAUGGAGCUGCAUGGUGAGGGUGGAUCCACCAGUGCUGCUGCUAAACCUGCAGAGGGCGACACUGGGGCCAAGGUGGAGAGAGCUGACGGAUAUGAGCCCCCCAUCCAGGAGUCUGUCUAAAACUCCCAACACAAACAGCUGGUGUCAAUAAACAUGUAAAUUUGAGCCUUUGUGUGCUGAGAUCUUUUUUUCUUUUUGAUUUGUGUGUAAACUUUCAUAUUCCUAGUCGAAAAUAGCAAAUUUGACAGUCAAACAUUUGUGCUACGUUAAUUGAAAUUGGUUGUACUGUUAAAGUGGAGCUUGAAGUUUUUGAACUCUUCAGGCUGCUUUACUAUAGAGCAUGAGUGUCAAACUCAAUUCCUGGAGAGCUGCAGUCUUGCAGAGUUUAGUUCCAACCCUAGUUCAAGCCUAAAACACUCAUUUAGUUUACUCUGGUAUGUGUAAUUAGGGUUGGAACUAAACUGUAGAGCUGAGUUUAUCCGAAAAGUAUCAACCAUUACAAUGACCACACAAUGCAUUUUAGCUUAAUAUGGUUUUAUUUGUGGGAUUAAUUUUUGAAAUGUUAUACUUUAAACAAAAGUUUAAGAAAUGUAAUUAUAUACCUCAGGACUUUGCUACAUAGCAAAGUUUAUCAUGGAAACCAUUUGAAAAGCCUGCAAAAUAGUUAGUUGAAUACUGUGUUUUUUUAUUUUGCAGGAACAUGUAUAAAUUGCUUUGAGUUAAAUAUAAUUGAUUAAAUAAAUGAUUACAAAAGGGAUCAUAAA
Messenger RNA from Danio rerio (zebrafish), 1473 nucleotides. It is a transcript of the gene rps3a, whose product is annotated as ribosomal protein S3A. Gene Ontology annotation, cellular component: cytoplasm; ribosome; cytosolic small ribosomal subunit. The record is from RefSeq and is marked validated. Gene Ontology annotation, molecular function: structural constituent of ribosome. NCBI's taxonomy places the organism in Eukaryota, Metazoa, Chordata, Actinopteri, Cypriniformes, Danionidae. Gene Ontology annotation, biological process: translation.